AUGAGGGAACUUGACGCCCUGAUCUCAGAAUACUGCCAUGAAAAACAACGCCUUCGGGAGUCGGAGGCGUUCUUGAUCCUGCGCAAAGUUGCCUCCAUGGUCAAGCCAAUCAUGCUACAGCGCGUAUGGAGAGUGGGCGCCUUGUGUGAGUUCUAUCCGCGCCAGAAAAACCUGGUGGGGCUGAAGGAGUGCAACGGGGGAUUGAUCGAUACUUAA
Messenger RNA from Penicillium alfredii, 216 nucleotides. Its product is annotated as Zinc metallopeptidase. The transcript has a single exon. Bases 1 to 216 code for a protein of 71 amino acids. Lineage: Eukaryota; Fungi; Ascomycota; Eurotiomycetes; Eurotiales; Aspergillaceae. The record is from RefSeq and is a predicted model, not a curated record.